CUCUCUGCUGCUGACAGGAACACGAUGCUGCUGCUGUCGACAGCAACGACGACGAGGAGGAUGAGGAUGAAGAGGAGGAUGAUGCUGAUGAUGUGACACCGCGGCCGACCAAUCAGCACGCGGCCAGGGAGUGGAGGGGGGGCGUAUCCAGAGGAAGAGCUCAGAGCUGAUCGAUGCUGAGAGGAGAGAGGAGGAAGACGGGGAUGAGAGGGAGGCAGAGGAGGGUGGGGGAGGCCUAGUCCGAGCCGAGGAGGUUUCAUAAAGGAGGAGGAGAAGAAGAAGAGGAGGAAGAGGAGGAGGUGGUGGAGGAGGAGGAGGAGGAGGAGGGAGGAAGCUGUCGCCUGUCAGAGGGGCAUCAACCUGAGCUGUCAUGGAUAAAUAUCGACCAAAGAGACCCACCACCCUGGCUCUGUUCCCCCAGCUGCCACAAGCCGGCACCCAGGACUCCAUCAACAACAACUCUUUAGGCAAGAAGGACAGCUGGAAGGACUCCCACUCUUCCUCCCCACACAUCACAGGGGCUCUAACACCUCCGGAUGUCCAACCAAAGGCCGAGGACAAAGUCCGGCCGGCCUCUCAGCGCCGACCGGCACCAAAACCCCCCACGGCCAACGGAUCCAGAUCCAACGGUCCGGCCGCCGCCACUGCAGAAGCACGAGCUCGACCACGAGAGCGACCGGCGUCCGGGGCGACGCAGACCUCCAGCACCCCGAGGACUCAACGUAGAGCUGCAGCAGGAGGAGGAGGAGGAGGAAGAGGAGGAGGAAGAGGAGCCACGGCGAUGAGAGAGAGGAGUCUGGUGGACGUCAGAGGGAAGGACGGACCGGCGGAGAGACGAGGAGGACGGCUGUGUGAUGAGGCCAAGUCCAGGGACAGGAAUGGACACCAGAGACCCAGAGAGGCCAGCGGACUAAAGGCCAGGGCGGCCGAUGGACGAGGGAAGGGAGGCGCUAAGGGAGGCAACAGAGCAGCGGGCAACAAGCUGAACAACGUGCUGAGCAACCAGGAGGUCUACCUGCCUGCCAUGGUGGUCCCACGCACACCUGUAGCACCGAGGAACCAGGACAAGAACCAAGACCAAGGCCAAAACCAUGACAGGACCCAGGAGAAGCCCCCGGCUCUGUCCCGGUCCAGCAGUGAGGGGGGGUCCAACAGGAUGUCUCUGAGCUCCGACACCGAGGGCCCCCCCCCAGGACCUCUACAUCCAUCCCUGUCCCACCGAACCAACCCAGACAUCAGCGAGGAGGACGGGGAGGGAGACCCGACUCCCUGCCUGAACGUCCAGAAUGGUCCGACCCUCGCAGGUGGCAACCAAACAGACACAGACUGUACCAAGUCAGAGGUGAAAGGGGAGACGGGUGACGGUAGCGCUGUGGUGGACUGUGUGGCUGCUCGGACUGUACCAAAGAGCGAAGCUGCAGCCGGGUUGAACUACGACUCGGUUAAAUACACGCUGGUGGUGGACGAACACGCUAAGCUGGAGCUGGUCAAACUCAAAGACUGUUUCCACGGUUACAACGAGCACAACGAAGACAGCGACACCGAGACCGUCUACCAGUCGGCCAAUGAGGAGGAAGAUCCAGAGUACAAGGAGGAGAGGAACAGGAGCGAGGAGGCCAAGAAGCAAGAGAGGAGGAAAGAGGAGGAGAAGCGACGAAAGGAGGAAGAGGAGGCGAAGAAGAGGAGGGAGGAGGAUAUAAAGAGGAGGCGGGAGGAGGAGGUGAAGAGGAGGAGGGAGGUUGUAGCUAGAAUCUGCAAACAGUCCAAGGUGACGUCGACCACGACUUCAGAGGAAGAUGAAUCUAACGGAGGAAGAGGUGGAGCUCCCAGAAGCAGGAAGUUCCUCAACCUGUUCGCCAACAACAACAGCAGUAAUUACAGCGCCACUGGUGCCGGUUCCUUCGGUAUGUUCUCCUGUGUUCUGGACGGUGUGGAGAGGCAGCAGAGCCACAGAGCCGUCUACAGGUUCGUCCCCCGUCACGCCGAUGAGCUCUACCUGGAGACAGACGACCCGGUCCUGAUGCUGACCCAGUCUGAGGACCUGUGGUGUCAGGGCUACAACAUGAGGACCGGAGCCACCGGCAUCUUCCCCGCCUUCUACGCCGUCAGGGUGCCCAAAGAGAUGAACCAGGUCCAGGCAGACGGAUGGACGGACAAGUUCAUGGUCAGAUUUCUGGGUUCAGUUCAGGUUCCCAUCCACACUGGCAAUGACGUGCUGAGCGCUGCCAUGCAGAAGGUAGCUUGUAACAGGCGAUCUGCAGGUCAGCCUCCGUCAGCUUGUGUUCUGGAAGUCAGCGUUAAAGGAGUGAAGAUCAGCGUCCAGGAUCAGUGUCAUUCUGCUCACAGGGGCGAACAGUGUUUCCAUUUCUUCCAGCUGAAGAACAUCUCAUUCUGCGGCUGUCAUCCUAAACACAGCAAGUAUUUCGGUUUCAUCACCAAACAUCCCGACCAGCAGCGCUUCGCCUGCCACGUGUUGAUGUCAGAAACAACAUUACAUCCUCUGGCUGAGUCUGUGGGGAGGGCGUUCCAGCAGUUCUACAAGGAGCACAUCGGCUACUCGUGUCCCACCGAAGACAUCUUCAUCGAGUGACGUCCUCACCGUGAACCUCACUACGUGCAUGUAAGCCUGGUCUUACACCGACUGGACCACCGAUAUAUCUCCUCUGCAUGGUGGAUUCUUUAUUUCUGCUGCUGCAUCCGGUGAUACAGCGAGCUUCUCCUUCCUUACGCCACAUCUCAGUAUCAAAAAUACCUCUAACGGAUGGAUGGGAGCGAACGACAUGAUGUAAACCCAACAUAAAUAUCUAUUUUAUAAGCAGAAGUAACUUACAUGUAACUACACAUAGAUAUUAAACCUCUCUGACAACUCCUCUGCCCUGCAAAGCCACAACACAGAAGCUGCACAUUAGCUAAAUUUAAACCUAAAUCUGACGUCUUCUAUCAACAUCUGGCUGGUGAACUUUAGCUGCAGCUUAAUUUUAAUGCUCCGACAUGUUUUUAUUAUCACAGAAUAACGCGUCUGCUGCAUUCUAACAGAUGAAAAUAACCAACAAGAUCAAGAAGUGGUGCUAAAAGCGAACUAACCCAGCUUAGCAGAGCAGCAGAAAGAGCAGCUAGAUGGUUUUAUUUCAUCAAAUUACCUUUAAAACACAUUCAGGUGUUUAAAUUUGGGGUUUGUGUUUGUGCAGUUGAUGCUUGGUGGUUUUGCAGGGCCGCAUUAAGUUGAUUUAACGACAGAAUAUUUAAAUUCUCGGUUUGCAACCGGAGCUUAAAUCAAUAAUAAGAGACCGUUUGGUUUGUCAGCCAUAUUAGCAGCUGUGUGAGUCUGAAAAGUGUUUGUUGGUCCAAAACUAAACCAGAUGAAAUGACAGGAGGUGUGAAGUUUUUACUCAUUUAUCCUCCUGUAGCUGAUCAGCAUGGAUGGUUUAUGGAAGGAUCCAAUCUACUGACCGCAAAUACACUUAGAUCAACAACAAGAGACCGGAAAAUACGACAAAAACAACUAGAAAGAUGUGAAAAUGAACACAAAGCAAUGCAAAACAGCCACUAAGAGACAUACAGCAACUACAAAGAGAUGAAAAUGAACACAAAGAGACACAAAACAACUACAAAGAGAUGCAAACGGACUACAAAAAGACUUAAAAGGACCAAAGAGACACAAGACAACUACAAAGAGAUGCAAAUGUGCAAGAAUAAUACUUUACAUGACCAAAGACACACAAAACAAGUGUAAAGACAAGCUAAAGGAACACAAAGAGACACAAAAUCACCACAAAGUGACAAAAAAAACAACAAAGAGACAUAGAAAACCAUGAAAAAAAAUACGAAGAGACACUAUACACCUACAAAGACUGACAACAGAACUACAAAGAGAUGCAAAAAUAACCACAAUAUGAUGAAAACAAGCUACAGAGACAUAAAAUGACCAUUAAAAAACCCUAAAAAUGACCACGAAGAGACCAAAACAACGAUAAAGAGACACAAAAUGACCAUAAAGAGACAAAAAUCAACCACAAAAGACUUAAAAUCUUCAAAAAGAAGACCAAAACGGUACAAAAAGCAUCAAAAAUAAUGACAAAUAACUGCAAAGAUGUGGAAUAAUGACAAUAAAAUGGUAAAAAUAAAACAACUGCAAAGACAUAAAAUGACCCAAAAUCACCCCAAAGAGUCACAAAAACCACCAGAAACAUGAAUCCGCGGCGCUAACAUGGCUGACAAAGCAUUUGAUUCUUUAAGUUUCUAAAAUUGUGUUCUCCUGUUGUUGAAAUCUGAAAAAUUACGCUCUAGGACCUUAAAUUAAACAUUAAAUAAUAACCUUAUUAUUCAAUAAAAUUAACAUUUUAUGUGUGAAAAAGAAACUUGAGUAAAACCUGAUCUGUAUUUUGCAGCUAAAUUCUUGGAAACUUAAUUGAUAAUUUGUAAAAGUCAGUCGGUAUGUAGCUGUAGAUAUCAAGUUUAUUACCAAGUCAAGCUUCACUGCAACACUUUCUCCAUUUUCCUUUAAGUUAAAUCCAAACUGUGUUGACUUUUCUUGGAAUUACUGUCAAAUUUACAGCUAAAUACUUCCUGAUUUUUACGCUGUUGUACAGAAAGUUUCAAAUAAAUUAGCCUCAAUGAGUUUUUCUUUAGCCCAAAAGCGACUCUUUAGCCCACUUUGCAAACCUGUGACUGUCUGUGUGAGAGUUUAAUGACUGAAGUUAAACCUUAAGAAAGUAUUAAACAUUUAGAAAUGAAAUUCUGCAUGAAUUUAAAGCGGGAUCAGUAGCAGAGUGUAGCUGCCCAUGUAACAUUGGUAGGUUCUUACCUGCUUCUCCCUUCAUCCUCUGGACCAAAACGUUGAGUUCAAUCAGCAGAUUUUCAUGAGAUUUGCAUGAAGGUUUCAGGUUAAAGACGUUAUUAACAUCGAUUCCCCUGCAAGGCUUCGAAGGACGAAAAGAAACGAAACCGGACCUGCUUGUUUCUUUGCACAGACGAGGACAGAUUUAAAAAAAUAAAAGUAUAAAUGUGUAUUUUUAACCCCCAGACAUGACAAUCUGCUGUUGUUGACUGUGAAGGUGCCUCAUUUCUCCUUUUGCUGCUUUUACUUUUUCUUCCAAAACGACUACGAACCCUCCACUGGGUUCGUCGAGGCCCGAAGGACGCCGUGCAAUUCAGAGUGUGACGAUGGAGGAGGGCGGUUCACUGUGCAGUCUGUCGAUCUGUCCACUUUCAGCUUCCUCUGCAUCGACCGCUCGGAUCUGGAGAGCAGAAGUUAGCCUAGAGAUGCUAGUUACUUUAUAUCCCACAAGUUUAAUCUGCUUCUGCUGUUAGAAUCGAGAUGUUGAAGGUUCUACAGCUGUAAAAGUUAAAACACUGACUGUAAAAAUCAUCCAAAUCGUAUAAAGCAUCACAUUUAGCAUGAGCAUUAGCUACUUUAGCAAAAAAUAUGCUAGCCAUGCAUCAACAUGAACACUGAUUCAUGCAUUUUUGUAUGAAGCUGUUGAUGAUGGAGGUUCUACAGCUGCCGAAAUUUAAAUGGAGGCUUAAAAAAUUCAUCCAAAUUGUCGUAAAGCGUCAAAUUUAGCAUGUGCAGUAGCUACUUAAGACAACAAAUGUUAGCAAUGCACUUAUUCAAAAUGGCGGACAUCAUGCUUUUGAUUUUUUUUAAAGAUCUUUUAACUCCAUUUUUUGUGAAACUGUUGAUGAUGGAGAUUCUACAGUUGCCGAAAUUGAAAUAGAGACAAAAAGAAUCAUUCAAAUUGUCAAAAAACAUCACAUUUAGCAUGAGCAUUAGCCACUUUAAACAAAAAGUGUUAGCCAUGCAAAAAUACAAAAUGGUGUUUGGUGCUCAUGUUUUAGGAUUUUUUGAAAGAUCUUUUAACCUCAGUUUUUAUGAUUUUAACUUUUUAUGAAGCUAUUGAUGGUGAAGGUUCUGCAGCUGCAAAAUUUAAAAUAUUGACUGUAAAAGUCAUCCAAAUUGCUAUAAAGCAUUAAAUUUAGCAUGAGCAUUAGCCACUUUAGCAAAAUAAACAUUUGGAAUUUUUGAAUCUUUAAACUCAAAUUUUUAUGAAAUUAUCUUUGUUUCAUACAUUUUUUAAUGGAACUGUUGAUGAUAGAGAUUUUACAGCUGCCAAAAUUGAAGCAGAGACAAAAAAAUAUAUAAAAAUUGCCAUAAAGCAUUAAUUUGGCGUGAGCAUUGGCUACUUUAGCAAAAAAAAAAAAAAAGCUAGCCAUGUACAAAUUCAAAAUGGUGGGCAUCAUGUUUUUGGAUUUUUAGGAUAUUUUGUCUCCAGUUUUUAGGAAUUUAACUUAAUUUCAUACAAAUUUAAAAUUAAACUGUUGAUGAUGGAGGUUCUACAGCUGCCAAAGUUGGAAAAGAGACUAAAAAAAAUCAUCAAAAUUGUCAUAAAGCAUCAAAUUUGGCAUGUUUAUCAUGCAUAGGGAGACACUUCAGAAAAAAAGGGCAAAAGUAUGUUAAGAUGGCGGACACUGGCGUCAAAUAUUUAGAUUUAUAGAAAUAUCUACAUUUUUAUAAUAUUACUAUCUUUGUUUCAUACAUUUUUGUAUGAAACCCUCAGAACCCGACAGAGACGACGGAAUUUAACUGCUGCCGAAAUGAAAGUAGUGACCAAAAAAAUCAUAAAAGUAUUACAUUUUGCAUGUGCCUUAGUUAUAGGAGACCACUUUAGACAAUAACACUAGCCACGUGUAAGCUUUUCAAGAUUUCACACACCUUUUUACUUCACUUUUUGUGAUUUUAACUUGUUUCAUACAUUUUUGACACCUUACAAUUUAUUCUGGCAAACAGACUGUCGUAGUUCAAAACAAAAUAUUUCACUAAACUGGCUCCAUGUGUCAGAAAAACCUCCUCACUCAUUUAUCUCCAUGUGUUAUUGAUCCUGUCUUAAUGCUUCAUGCACAUAUCCCAUAAAACUGGACGGUAAAACUGAUUAGCCUUUGAUUAGCCUCUCAUGCGGCUGCGGUGAAAUUAGUAUCUAUUUGUAGUGAAAUGCAUUUCCUUGCAGUGAACACCAGGGGGCGCUGUCUGUGAAUUAUUACAUUAUUAUAAUAUAUAUUUUAUUAUGAUUUAAGCUAGCUGUUGUUCUUGAGAUCAGUCUUGUUUCAAGCAGCUUGAAAGCUAAACAGUCAGAGACUAGCCGGUUAACGUAGUUUAGCGUUUAGCGGCUUAAGAUCUAUGGAGUCAGAGUUGUGUCAAAAUGAUCAAAGAAAACGUCUUAAACGUCAAACAAAAAUAAGAAUUUAACAGAGAAAAAAACUCACUGAAACAAGAAAAAAUUUUAAUCUGAAAAGAAAAACUUGUGACUUGCUGACAAACUUGUAAACUACUGAUAUUUAUAUUUUGUUUACAGUAAAGAUCCAUCUGUGGAGUGGUGGUGGAGACCAAAACAGAGAUACAAACUAAUUUUUUUGCAACAAAAACAUCAGCUAAUGCAGCUUUAAGCUCCAACAUUUGAGCAUUUCGACUUUUUGGCUAACGAGAAGCUUAUCGACCAGAUUUGAGCAGUCGAUGGAAAUGAAGCACGACAUGUUUUGUGUUUGAAUCAGUGCCUAUUUUCUUUUUUAUUCAGUUCUCUGGUGUUGUGAUGAUGAUGAUGAUGAAGAUGAUGACGACGACGAACACCGUCCUCUGUAUUAAAUGUCCAGAUUUUUCUCCGAUCGCAGAACCAGAAGCAGAAACUCGUGUAGCUCGGCCGACUCGGUGCAUCUUGGACGGUUGCCCUGGAAACAUCGUUGCCGAGGAGUGGUGGAGGUUGUCGGUUUCCACGGCAACCCUCCGAGAUGCCCCGCGGUGAGCUGCUCCGGCGGAAAGUGUGUCCUUCCUCCGUGUUUCUGUGAGGACGGACUGUACAUACGUGAGCAGUGUCAGACAUCCUGUAUAGAAGCUGUAUGUUUGUAUAGAUUAUUAUUGUAUGCCGUCGGGUGUAACACCGCAUGAUAUCUAUGUUGUAAAAUGAAGACGAGACUGAUGGUCGCCGUUCUUGUCAAUAAAUCACGUUUACAACUGCA
Acanthochromis polyacanthus (spiny chromis) is the source of this 8007-nucleotide messenger RNA. RefSeq names its product mitogen-activated protein kinase 8 interacting protein 1a (gene mapk8ip1a). The coding region runs from base 371 to 2590 and encodes 739 amino acids. NCBI's taxonomy places the organism in Eukaryota, Metazoa, Chordata, Actinopteri, Pomacentridae. The transcript is spliced from 12 exons. Gene Ontology annotation, biological process: regulation of JNK cascade. Gene Ontology annotation, cellular component: cytoplasm. The record is from RefSeq and is a predicted model, not a curated record. Gene Ontology annotation, molecular function: protein binding.